Messenger RNA from Pimephales promelas (fathead minnow), 3519 nucleotides. It is a transcript of the gene mctp2b, whose product is annotated as multiple C2 domains, transmembrane 2b. Gene Ontology annotation, molecular function: calcium ion binding. NCBI's taxonomy places the organism in Eukaryota, Metazoa, Chordata, Actinopteri, Cypriniformes, Leuciscidae. Gene Ontology annotation, cellular component: synaptic vesicle membrane. Gene Ontology annotation, biological process: regulation of neurotransmitter secretion. The record is from RefSeq and is a predicted model, not a curated record.
GCUUUACUCAUGUUACUCGUACUAGAGUCGGAAGUUAGUGAAAGUACUGCUGUGAACACAUGAGAUUUGACCCCAAACGUCUUUGGUUUAAAGGAAAUGGAUUAAACGCAGCAACUCAGGUCUAGGAGGUCACAAGCCAGCUGAGAGAGACUGCGAGAUUCACCCUAUUACGCCCUUCUCAUGGAGGACAGAAAGUCUAUAAUGGGCACCUUACGCAGAAAAGCCAAACUCUUGCAACACUCGCGGCAAAACAAAAACUCCAAUAAGCCAGAAGUCCGGGAGGAGUGCGUGCCGGAGGAGCAGAUGAGUGUUUCCGUGGCAGACCUCCUCAAGAAGAGUCGGACAACCUCACUAAUAAACCUCUCCCACCAGCAGCCAGCCGAAGUCCGGCCAUCCUCCAUCUGCAUGAGCAGCCAAAGAAAAGCCCUCAGCAGGAGUCUGCGAAACAUCGGGGGAGGAACCGGGCCGACCAAGCUGGUGGACUCGAGCGACUGGCCUUCGCAGGAGUCGGUCACUGAUGAGGAGCAGAACAUCUCCAACUCCACAGAUGAGAUGGAUCAGGUGCUGCGCUUGAGGGACACACAGAUUCCUUCACCGGAGAACUUUGCUGAGAAGCCGCAUUACAACAGAAAUGAUUCAGAUACAUUAUCCAUACAUGACAACGAGCACAAUAAUAUUCUGGACAUGAGGACAGAGACAGCUGGAGUUAGUGAGCAUCAGAGGGAACGUCAGAGAACAUAUCUGCUCACUAUAUGCCUAAAGGAGGGACGUGGACUGGUCAUUAGAGACCGCUGCGGCACAAGUGAUCCUUAUGUGAAAUUCAAACUGGAUGGUAAGACCUUAUACAAAAGCAAAGUGGUGUAUAAGAAUCUCAACCCUUCCUGGAACGAAUCCUUCUCCUUCCCGAUCCGCAACCUGGACCAGAAACUCUUCAUCAAGGUUUACGAUCGAGAUCUGACAUCGGAUGACUUCAUGGGGUCGCACGGUGUUGUGCUGAAUACACUGGAACUUGAAAAGACCAGUGAGAUGGUGCUUCCACUGGACGACCCCAACAGCCUGGAGGACGAUAUGGGUGUCAUAGUCAUCGAUAUCACUUUAUCUGCGAGGGAUGGCAAAAACAAAAAACAUGUAACCAAGAGAUGGGUCCAGAGGGAAAAAAGGAGCUUUACGGGAAGUGCAAUAGAGCACAACAGACGUCUCACAGAGUCUAUGAAGAAGAGUCAACUCUGGACUGGCGUCUUUACCAUCACACUGGUGGAGGGGCGGGACUUACCACUGGAUGGACAGGGCGACGUGUUUGUUCGCUUCAAACUGGGAGAUCAGAAAUACAAAAGCAAGAAUCAAGUGAAGAAAGUCAACACACUGUGGAGAGAAAAGUUUGACUUCAACCAGUUCCCUAACGGGUCCAGUAUUCUAGAGAUUGAAGUGGUGGGAAAAGAGGGACGGAAAAAUGAAGAAUGUUACGGACAGUGUGAGGUCAACUUGUCCGGGCUGCCCUUGAAUCAGCCCUCAUUGUUUACAAGUGAGCUUGACCCGGGCAGAGGCAAGCUGGUGUUCCUCGUCCAUCCCACUCCCUGCACUGGAGCUUCCAUCACGGAUCUCGUCGCCCCUCCACUGGAAGAGCCUCAUGAGAGGGACAACAUGCUGGUUAAAUACAGUUUAAAGAACUCUCUGAAGGAUAUGAGAGAUGUUGGUUUUCUUCAGGUUAAAGUGAUUAAGGCCACUGACCUCAUGGCUGCUGAUCUGAAUGGAAAGAGUGACCCAUUUUGUGUCCUGGAAUUGGGAAACAACCGGCUGCAGACCCACACUAUCUACAAAACCCUCAACCCUGAGUGGAAUAAAGUCUUCACUUUCCCAGUAAAAGACAUUCAUGAAGUUCUGGAAGUGACUGUGUUUGAUGAGGAUGGCGACAAAGCCCCAGAUUUCCUGGGGAAGGUGGUCAUUCCUUUACUUUCAAUACGUAACAGUCAGCAGGUCGCCUGUCCUCUGAGGAAAGAGAACUUAGGAGGACCAUCUAAAGGAACCAUAGUACUGGAGAUGGAAGUCAUCUACAAUUCUGUCAAAGCGAGCAUUAGGACGUUCACGCCUAGGGAACAGAAGUUUCUUGAGGACAAUGCCAAGUUUUCUAAGAAGGUUCUUUCCAGGAAUGUUGUUCGCGUGAGGAACCUUUAUCGUGCAGUGUGCCACGUCAACCAGUUCGUCAAAAGCUGUUUCCAGUGGGAAAGCGUGCAGAGGAGCAUCAUAGCAUUUAUGUUCUUUGUUCUUACUGUGUGGUACUGGGAUUUCUACAUGCUACCCAUGUUCAUGGUCCUCCUCAUCAUAUGGAACUAUCUCCAGAUCGCUUCUGAGAGAGUCACCAGAGACCUAGACACCAUGGAGUUAAAUGAAGAUGAAGAUGAAGAGGAAUCUGAAAGAAAAGGUUUGAUGGAGAAAAUUCACAUGGUUCAAGAGAUUGUCAUUACAGUGCAGAAUCUUCUGGAGGAGAUAGCAUGCUUUGGGGAAAGAAUAAAGAAUACAUUCAACUGGUCAGUGCCGUUCUUGUCUAAUUUGGCCUUCCUGGUUCUCACUAUGGCCACAGUAAUCACUUACUUUAUUCCAGUACGCUACAUUAUUUUAUUAUGGGGUAUACAUAAAUUCACAAAGAAACUGCGCAGUCCUUAUGCCAUUGAAAACAAUGAAGUGAUGGAUUUCCUCUCCAGAGUGCCUUCAGAUGUCCAAAUGGCGCAGUACACCGAACUGAGCAGCUGUAGUCUUCACAGUCCAGCCAAGAGAAAGAGAGCCUCACCGUAGACACUAGAAUGGGAAACGUCGGUCUCCUGAGAACAUUCUGUGUGAAGAACCUUUGAAGGUGCUUGGAUACGACGGCCAGGGGAUGAUUUGAACAUUGUGUUUAUUUUACAAAUCAUCCCCAUCAGAUGGUCCGGUCUUCACUGCUGGGUCGUGCUGAAGCACCUUGGUUAAUGACACAGACACGUAUUAAACACUCCAGGUGUGCUCUGUUGCAUUGAGUGCUGAAGAAAUGUAACUUGAUAAACUGAAUUGUAAAAAUAUAGAAUACACCACAUUGGGCCUUAAAUAUGCAUCUAUAGAUGCAAUGCCUGAGCGACACAUCGUGAACAGUAUCAGUGCAAUACAAUGUAAUGCUUUAAUUUGCUAUUUUAUAUUUCUUUAUUAUUUUUUUUUGUCUUGUCUUAGACUUGUAAAAUAUGUUUUAAAGAGUUUUUAAAGUCUCAUUCUAUAUGAGCCACAUUUUUUUUUUUGAAUGUACAUAUACAGAUAACUGAACUUAUAUUGUAACAAAAUGUUCUUUUGAACUUUUUUGUAUUAUGUAAACACAUUGUUUUAAUUUAUUUUUAAUCUUUUAUUUACAUCUUAAUUAUUGCAUGGAAAAACUUGCUUAAAAUGAGUACAUUGAAAGUGCCUUUGACAAACUCUAGUUGUGCAUACUGAUUUUUAGUGCAAUAUAAGGUUCUCGAUGUUGUGGUACAGUAAUUGAACAUAAAAAUGCCUGCAAGUACA